Molecule: messenger RNA, 1323 nt
Organism: Bombus impatiens (common eastern bumble bee)
Lineage: Eukaryota; Metazoa; Arthropoda; Insecta; Hymenoptera; Apidae
Product: 26S proteasome non-ATPase regulatory subunit 1-like
Exons: 4
Coding region: 161-427 (88 amino acids)
Biological process (GO): proteasome-mediated ubiquitin-dependent protein catabolic process
Cellular component (GO): proteasome regulatory particle, base subcomplex; proteasome storage granule; nucleus
Source: RefSeq, a predicted model, not a curated record
UAGUGUAGUUAGUGUGGCAGCCAUUAAAACAGAGUGCAUCAUAUUACAGUUAAAUUUGUUGGGUUCGUGAGUUGAUAUUUGUUAUUUUGGGCGAAUGCAUGUAUGCAUUAUAGAAUUAUCAGCUACCAAUUUUUGAGAGAUAUGGUCAAAAUUAACAGCAAUGGCACCCUUAGGGAUAGUUGACAAACAUCAUGAACAAGAAUUCUUAGCUGUAAUGCAAUCCUACAUGCUGUGGGAUACUGGUGCAGGAGCUGAUUGUUCCCAAAGUAGUGGCUUGCGUGUGCUAGGGCUCAUUCAUGCAAAGCAUGGGACAGCAAUUACAGAUUACUUACUUAGCCAGUUGAAGGAAGCACAGAAUGAGAUGGCCUGUCAUUGGAGCUGUUUAGGACUGAGUCUGACUACUACAGGAUCGCGUGUGGACAAUUGAAAUUCAGCCUUUAUCAAAGUGAUAUUAUUAUGGGUUAAGGGUUCUGCUAUAGGCAUGAUCAUUCUUGGAUCCAGAUCAAUGCAAGCAAUUGAAAAUAUGGUUGCGCAAACGAAGAGCAACUGUAACGUCUUAACGUAGAAUAGAAAAUUGAUGAAUAACGAUAAGACACAUUUUGCUCAAACUGAAGAUUCUUUUUAAUGUUUGACAUUUUUAAUGUAAUGGAUUAAAAAUUAUUGCAAUAUCAUGCGAGGUUCUUUAUAGUUCUCUAUAGUUCGCGCAUAAAGGUAGACUGACAGGCGAUUAUUAUAGCGAUCUUUCAUAGCGAACAGAUCAGCUUUAUUAUAAUUAGUUUAGUACAAAUUACUUUUCUGAUUAAUCAAAUAAUUUUAAAUACUUUUUCAGCUUAUCGUAGCUAUUCAGCUAAUCGUAGUUAGAUCGUGCAUUUUUAUGCACUCGUGGAAAACUUAAAUAUGCAAGAAUAUACAUAAACGUACAGAAUAUAUUUUCAAUAAAUAAAAAGGUUACCAAAAAAUAAUUCUAACCGUGUGUAAAGGUUGAAACUGACCGAUUCCACAUUGAUACCUAAAAUGGCAAGUUCUAAUUCAGUUAGUGGAGAGUUAUCGAUUUUAAUCAGAUGUGGCACUCCUGUUUCAUCCGGAAAGAUCGUAUAAUUGUUUUCCGCUAACACCGUCAGCAACGCAGGAUAAACUGAAAGGAAAUUGUUUUUCAUUAAUCAGUUACUCGAUUUGUUCGUGUCUAGAUCGAAUAAUAUUCUGAUACGAACUUAAUGCUAUUCCAGUUGCCAUUGCUGUUGUCGUGGCUCACUAUGCACACCGCAAUAUAGUAAUCCGACUUCUUGGCUUUCGCGUUUUGCCGCUUCUUUUUAUAGGUUUAAG